Molecule: messenger RNA, 1623 nt
Organism: Scatophagus argus
Lineage: Eukaryota; Metazoa; Chordata; Actinopteri; Scatophagidae
Gene: tesca
Product: tescalcin a
Exons: 8
Coding region: 216-878 (220 amino acids)
Molecular function (GO): calcium ion binding
Source: RefSeq, a predicted model, not a curated record
CACUAAACUGGCGAGAAACGAGAAGACAGCAAGUCAUUAAUCCAUAGGCUGUGUGGAUUUAGGACCUGGAGGAUGCCAGAUGUUUCCAGUGAGCCAGCAGCAGGCUACAGUAGCACUGACCUGCCGAUAGCAGCGCGAUAAAGCAGCAGCGCCGCAUUAAAGUUCAGCCAGUCGGACCGGAUUGUGCGUCCUGACGCACCGGCGGAACAGCAGCGAUGGGAGCUUCGCAGACGCGCUCAGAGCACAAGCACCAGGAUCUGGUGGAUAAAACCGGCUUUUCACUGGAGCAGAUCAAAAACCUUCACAAAAGAUUCCAGCAGCUGAGUGGAAAUGAAGAGACAAUAAGUAGAGAAAACCUGGACAGCAUACCAGCCCUGGCCAAUAAUCCAAUUAAAAAGCAAAUCAUUGAUGCAUUCUUCGAUAAAAGGAACCAGCAUCAGGAUGAAGUGGGCUCCUUUGAGGAGAUUGGAUUCGAGCAGUUCCUCAUGGUCAUGUCCCAUUUCCGUCCUCCAACCUUGAAGACAACAGAGGAAGAGAAGGAAGCUUUGAGAAAAGAGAAGCUGCGCUUCCUGUUCAACAUGCAUGACACAGACAAUGAUGGCACCAUCACUCUGCAGGAGUACAGGAAGGUAGUAGAGGAGCUUCUGUCAAAAAGCGGAGCCAUCGGGCAGGAAGCUGCCAAGGCGAUAGCAGAUGCUGCCAUGUUGGAAGUGGCGAGCACAAAUGUGCCCCACAUGGGCCCAGAUGAUUUCUAUGAAGGAAUAACCUUUGAGCAUUUUGAACAGAUUCUGAAAGGACUUGAAAUGGAGUCCAGGAUGCACAUUCGCUUUUUGGAUGUAGACACCACGACGAUGCGCUGUGGGAAAUCAACCUCUUGAAGCAGUUGUUCUUGUAAAGAAAUGUUUAUGUUACUGCUGUUUUUAGCAGAACUUCUCUAGUCCUUAAAUGGAAUGACGCAAACACUUUUGAUAUGCACUAAUAUAUUUUUGGAUGGGGGGACAGAAUUAUGAACCUAAUACCAUUAUGUAAGUACAUUUUUUUUUUUACAACUUAUAAUGAGUAAGGUUAGACAAGGUGGUUGUAAGGAUUCUGAGUUCAAACAAUACACUUUCAGAAAGUUAAUACAGUCUUUAAUCCUACUUGUGAUCCUACAAGUAGCAAAUAUCACAUAUUUCAAAGAUUUAAUUCCCACUUUUUUCACACUUUCACACUAAUUUUAUCAAGUUUCAAUGUGACACACUACCUCUUCUGCAUUCUCAUGCUUUUCUACAAACCUUUAAGUAACCAGCAUGUGAUGUGAAGGAUUCUUUAUUCUUUAGUCAAAAGGUUCACAGUUCACAUGAAGUGAGCUAUGCUCAGUGGCUGCUCUGGCAUUUAUGGGUCAUCUGUUGGGGCGAAUAUGCAAAGCGUAAGACUGCAGACACAUACCAUUCCUCUGCAGCUCCAGAAUAGUUACAGGAUUAAUUUAUCUGUUCCUCAGAGACUUUGUGUAACCAACCACUACUGUUCUACCAUGAAAAUCCACUAUUUUUUGACUUCAACACUUUCCCUAAGGUGAAUUAGUAAAAAUUUUGCACUUAAUUGUAUUAAUGAAUCAAAUAAAUUUAAGACAUUAUAAUAAAA